AUGCAAAAGGCCCUCAAAGCAGUGGAGUCUACGGAGUGGCUGUUUGGUGACGAUGUCAAAGGGCAAGCCAUUUUUCUAGGAUUAAUCAUAGACUCAGCUCAUAUGAGACUGUCCCUCCCAUGGGACAAGAGGUUAGGUAUUAAAGCAUUGACGACGAAGCUUAUAAAGACGACGAAGGUAUCGCUGGAAAAUUUAGCUAGAGUCAUAGGAACACUAGUGGCAGCCUGCCCCGCGGUAGCAGAAGAUCUCUUGUGGUGGAACAAGCAGAUCAUGCUAGUGAACAAUAGGAUUAGGAGUUGCGCCUUUGAGAUGGAAAUUUUUUCAGACGCCUCACAAACGGGCUGGGGCGCGACGUGUGGAGAGUUAAAAACUCAUGGCCUUUGGAGCGCAAUGGAAAGAGAAAAACAUAUUAAUUGGUUAGAAAUAAAGGCAGCGUCUUUAGCCAUCAGAUGCUUUGCUAUCUCUCGUUUUGAUGCUCAGAUUUUACUGCGCAUAGACAAUGUGACAGCACUGGCAUACAUUAAUAAAAUGGGGGGAACUAAACAUCAAGAUCUCCAUGAGGUGACCAAAGACCUAUGGCUCUGGUGUGAGGAGAAAAGGAUUUGGGUUUUCGCGGAGUACGUCGUGUCUAAGGAAAAUCCAGCAGAUGAAGGCUCUAGAAUUAAUAAUCUAGAUACAGAGUGGGAACUGUCAGAUAGGGCGUUUCGGGACAUCUGCAGAGCCUUCGAGAAGCCUUCGAUAGACUUGUUCGCAUCUAGGAUUAAUACCAAGUGUAUCAAGAAUUCACCCACUGGCCUCGGACCUUUCCCUGGUAGCAGGGCUGUUAUCAGGCAAGCGUUUGAGAGAAAAGAUCUAGACGCAGAAACAGUAGAGAUUAUGGUGGCUUCGGUAUCCAGCAACACCAUUAAGCAAUAUGGGACAGCAUUGAAGUUCUGGUGGGAAUUUUGUGCUGCAACAACGAAGGACCCUUUCAAGGCCAACGAAAAAGAGAUCUUGGAAUGCUUAACAAGGAGGUAUGAAGAGGGUGCAGCGUAUGGCACUUUGACCUGUUUUCGGGCAGCAGUGGCUUUGAUUAGCGACGAAGACUGGUCAAAGUCUCAGUUGUUAAACAGAUUUUUUAAGGGCGUAUUCAGAACCAGACCCACAGCCCCGAAAUACGCAGCCACAUGGGAUGUGUCGAUUGUGUUGGAUUUAAUAGAGACCUGGGAGCCGUUAGAAUCACUGAAUCUGCGUAUGCUUACGUUAAAGUUGACUAUGCUAUUGGCCCUCGGUUCAGCGUUUAGGGUACAAGCUUUAGUCUUCAUAAAACUAAGGGACAUCAAAUUUAUAGGAGAGACGGUGGAAAUAACAAUUAAAGACGUUACCAAGACGUCGAGACCAGGAUCUUGCCAACCAUACGCAAAGUUUCAUCCUUUCCGGAAUAAGCGAUUAUGCAUAGCAACGGUUUUAAAAUUCUAUAUUCAGAAGACAGAGGAUAUCAGAGCUGACUCCACUCAACUUCUUGUUUCAUUCCAACAUCCACAUAAAGCAGUGGGGACUAAUACAGUGAGUCGUUGGCUCAGGGCAGUCAUGAAACAAGCGGGGGUUGAUGAGCAGUUCACUGCACACUCAACAAGACAUGCAUCAACUUCCAAAGCAUGGCUGCAGGGAGUAAAUAUAAAGGAUAUUAAGAAAGCAGCAGGAUGGUCUGAUAGAUCAAAUACAUUUUACAAAUUUUACAACAGACAGAUUAGUAAACCCGAUGGAGCUUUCGCAAUGACUGUUCUAAGUAAACCGUGA
This is a messenger RNA of Copidosoma floridanum, 1779 nucleotides long. RefSeq lists its product as uncharacterized. Lineage: Eukaryota; Metazoa; Arthropoda; Insecta; Hymenoptera; Encyrtidae. The record is from RefSeq and is a predicted model, not a curated record.